Caenorhabditis remanei is the source of this 1347-nucleotide messenger RNA. RefSeq lists its product as uncharacterized. Bases 1 to 1347 code for a protein of 448 amino acids. The record is from RefSeq and is a predicted model, not a curated record. The transcript has 8 exons. Gene Ontology annotation, molecular function: protein binding. NCBI's taxonomy places the organism in Eukaryota, Metazoa, Nematoda, Chromadorea, Rhabditida, Rhabditidae.
AUGUCACGCUUCCCUCUUCUCCGUCUUCCUACUCUUCCUCUUUUGAAUUGUAUUCAAUAUCUGAAAGUAUUCGAGAUAAUCGAUUUCUCUCUUCUCUCGAAACGAACAAAGGCCCUCGUCUCACUUGUCAACUGGAAUCAUCCAGAUAUUCAUGCGAAUUUCUAUGAAAACUCGAAACUUUGUCUGAAAUUUCCAAACGAUCCAGCUCUCCACGGUCUGAAAGUAUUUCAUUAUCUGACAUUUCCAAAUGAUGAGCACUUUGAAACAAUGCGAAAAAUGGCGGAACAUGUUUCAAUGAUAUUCAGAACACCGAUCACGAGUCUUUCAACUAACCGACUAAAUGAUCAGUUGACAAUGUCAAUUGUGAAAUGGUUGAGUACAUUACAACCAUCAGUUGUAGAUCUUGAUGUUACAAUAGAUGAUAUAACUGCUCCCACUUUGUUGUGUAUUCUAGAUAAUAUCAAAGUGACUGAUCACUUUGAUUUGGAUUUGAAAAUGAGUACCCCUGGUUUCGAAUAUAACAAAGCAAUCGACAUUCCCUCAGUAAUAUUUUGUCAUACUCAUUUGAUAACACUGAAAUCUAUACUGAAUUCAAGCAGUCGAGUGAUCGUUUUAUGUGAAUCCAAUUUGACUUUUUGGGAUAUCAAUAGCUUCUUAAAACACUGGCUGAACGGAUCCAAUCCAAAACUUGAGUAUAUUUCUAUUCGACGAUCAAUGAAAGGGAAUGCAAUCGAAGAAGAUAUUAAAGAAGCCUUCCAGAUAAUAACAAAGGAUCUCGAGGUCAGGGAGCAUGAAGAAAACGAAAAGAGACCGAUGCGAAUAGCAAUAUCGCUCCAUCGACCAUCAUCAUACUCACCUCCGAACGACUGGUGUUAUGAUAUAAAAAAAUAUCAAGGAAGAAAGAAGAAAAUGAGAAAGAGUGAUCCAAAGAAGCUUUUUGGCGAUAAGGAGCCAGGGAAAAAAGUCAUAUUAGUGGGUGGAGAAAUGAAGAGUGAGGAAGAAGAGAGAAAGGAUACGAAGAAGAAAGCGGGGAGAGAGACCAGACGAAAUCGAACGGUGGAGAAGAAGCCGGCCUUGGCGGCGGGAGUGGUCGCAGUUGAUACGGGAAUGUCCGUCGCAAUGGGACUGGCUCGUGUUAAGACGACAGGACCAGAGCCUCAAACGGUGCAGAUGAAGGAGGUGGUCGGGAGAGCGACAAAAGCGGGGGAGGAGGCGCGUGUUCAGCAACAGCUCACGGAGGGCGGUGAUCCGGGCUCUGCUCCAGGCCCUUCCACCAGCCACACCGGAUCACCGGCCUCCGGACAGCCCUCCUCCUCCGCCACUCCUCGCCGAUCUCGCCGCCCCUAA